Molecule: messenger RNA, 1039 nt
Organism: Rhagoletis zephyria (snowberry fruit fly)
Lineage: Eukaryota; Metazoa; Arthropoda; Insecta; Diptera; Tephritidae
Product: putative nuclease HARBI1
Source: RefSeq, a predicted model, not a curated record
CCGCUUUUGUAAUUGUGUAGGGGUAUGGAAUGAAAUAUGUGAUGGAAGCAAUACAUUACUAUACAUUUUACAUUCCAAACGUAAUCAUGAGUGGCAAAGACUUUCGUUUCGUAUUGCAAUGGAAUCGCAAAGAACAAUGAGGAACCGCCUUCGCAAAAAACGCAAAACCUUGAGGGAGUCUACGGAUCCUUUCAACGUUUCUGAAGAGAGGUUUGUGGAGCUUUUCAGGCUCCCUAAAGAAAUGUGUAACAGUAUCUUUGAGGAGAUCCGUCCCAUAUGCGAGAAAUGGCAGCAAAUGGAAUUCCCAAAAUGUUGCGAUUCCUUGCAACUUUGCGAUUUUUCGCUCAAGGAAGUUACCAGCGGUCAGUCGCAGAUUUUUGUAAUUCUCCAAAGCAGCGUUAGCAGAUGUGUGAGGGAAGUUGCCAAUAUAAUAGACAAGCAUUUAUUGGCCAAGUACGUGAAAUUUCCAACUUCAGCCGAAGGCAUACAAGCAGUAAAGGAGAUAUUUUAUCGUGAAUUCCGGUUCCCAGGGGUAAUAGGGGCUAUUGACGGUUCCCAUAUUAAUAUAAAGAAACCAAGCAAGGACAUCGAGCACGUAUAUGUGUGUAGGAAAGGAGGUCACUCACUAAACGUGCAAGUGAUUGUAAUGCAAGAUUCGGUGGAACUGCUCACGAUGCUUCAGUAUGGAGAGCGAGAGCACUUAAGGUUCUGUUGGAUAAUAAAUACUCAAAUGGUGAACGAAAUUUUUGGUUGUUGGGUGACAGCAGAUACCCGCAGCUUCCUUUCUUAAUGACUCCAAUUCAGGGUAACAAUCUAUCUCAAUCAGAGGAAAACUAUAAUAGACGGCACAGAAAAGCCAGGAACUGCGUUAAACGCUGCUUUGGAGUGCUCAAAACGAGAUUUCGUUGCCUUCUAAGAGAGAGAGUGUUAAUGUAUGACGCCAUCGUAGCAGGGAAAAUAAUUAAUUCAUGCAUUAUUUGGCAUAAUAUUAUGAUUAUGAAUAAUAUCGGUGGAAAAUUAGAAGAUGAUGAAAUGUCAA